AUGAAGAACCACUUAGAUGGGAAAAGGGGCAGGGAGGCCAAGGAGGUAGCCAAAGAGCAUCAGAAGAGACAUGGCAGUCACAGAGGUGAGAGCAGAGCUGCAGCUGGAGAAGAGGAAGGAGAAGGACAGAUUGUAUAUGGAUUAGGAAAGGAGAAAGUGGGACUGAUUGCAAAAGGAUACUGGUGUGAGAAAUCCAAGGAAAGUCCUCCAGAUAUAAAAUGGAUGAAGAAGCACUGCCUUUUGUUACGGAGGGGAGCCACACGAGUAAACAAAAUACCGAAAAGCUGUUUAAAAGGAGUGAGUUGUAAAACUGGCUGCCACCCAGUGAAUGGAUUUUGUGAAUUUCCCAGUGAAUGCAGGUGUCAACCUGGCUGGCAGGGCGCUCUUUGUAAUCAGUGCGUGCCUUUCCCUGGCUGUUUGCACGGCAGCUGUGCCAAACCCUGGCAGUGUGUGUGCGAGGAGGGCUGGGUUGGCAGCCUCUGUGACAUAGACAUUCACCCAUGUUCUGCAAAGCCCUGCACCAAUAAUUCAACAUGCAUAGAGACUGGCGAUGGAGGAUAUAUUUGUUUGUGUGCCGAGGGAUUUACAGGAAAAAACUGCCAUCUCAGGAAAGGACCCUGCAUUAUUAAUGGUUCUCCCUGUCAGAAUGGAGGAACGUGCGUUGAUGACAAUGGUUUUGCACCGCAUGCUUCCUGUCUGUGCCCUUCUGGUUUUGCUGGCAAUUUCUGCGAAAUAGAUAUAGAUGACUGUGAAUCCAACCCAUGUGAAAAUGGAGGAACGUGUACAGAUAUUGGUGCGGGUUUUAGCUGUUUUUGCCCCCGUGGCUAUACAGGAAAGCUCUGUAGCAGCCGUGUCAUAUUCUGUGCAAGUGGCCCAUGUGAGAAUGGAGGAACAUGCAGUGAACAUCCCCAGGGAGGAUACAAAUGCAUCUGUAAGCCAGAAUUUGUUGGUGCAACCUGUAAGCAUCCCAGCAAAAACGCAAGUCUUCCUGGAGUGAAUACAGAGACAAAGAAUAUGCAGAAUUACAAUCCACACCCAAAAGCUCAUCACAAAUCAGUGCAACAAGAACAUCAAGUCCUGAAAAUAACAAUGAAAGAAACAAUCCAAAAUGCAGAUCCCUUGCUCAGUAAAAGUCAGGUCUGCAAAGAAGAGUGUUCUUCACCUGUGUCAUGGUGAGAAGUGAAAAGACAGCAUAUGUCACCUCAAAGAGUGCAACUGCUUCAGAAUCUUCAUUUCUGCUUUUUGUCUGUCAUAUUUCAAGGAGUGGACAAGGUUCACAAGAAUCCAAAGCAGCAUUGGCAGACAGGCAAAGGCUCAUGGAAGCCACAAAAUCAUCAGGGCCCUGAGGGCACCAAUAGGCCUUAAUGGUUCUGACCAGCCUCACCUGGGGCUUCCAUUCACAUCCCUGCUAAUGGGCCCCAGGCUGCAUUUCAGCUCAGCCUGGGGCCUUUAGUCCUUCCUGAGCUCUGCUGUAGGAGUGCUGGUCUCUAGCCUUGCCUUGUACAUGAACCUUGGACCCAUGCUGUAAGUAGCUUGUCUCCUGGCUGUUGUACAGUGUCUACAGUCCUGUUUCCAGCCUUGCCUCCUAGGUGGACCCAUGGCUGUUGCCUCCAGCCCUAUCGCUAGCCCCAAUGCCCUCUGUUCCUUACUGGAGCCCCUGGAUGGUCCCUGGACCCGGUUCAUCACUUGCUGUAUCUGGGACCAUUGGAGCCCCUCAGUGGUCCUUGGGCAUGGUUCAUCAUUUAUCAUGUCCAGGGCCAUCAAUGGACCCUGUUAGCAGCACCAUCUCUGCUUGUUAUGCUCAGCCCCUGCAGGACUGUAUCCCCAUGGUGAGGGCUUAGCCUGCACUGGAGUCACGUUGGCUCCCAGCUCUUCAUCCCCUUGCUCUCACUGCUCCCUGAAAAAGAAUUUGAUUUCAAUUGUGGUUCCUAAAGGUGUCUCUAGAUGCCAUUAAUUAACAACUUACUGCCCCAGCCACCCCAGACAGGAAUAUCUAGCAGCUGCUUCUUCUGUGCUGUCUGAUAACUAUGCUACUCCCAAAUCUAUUCAUGGUUGCUCAAAAAUAAAAAAGCUUUAAAGCACAUUCAGUUCAUUAUCCUAGAAUCCUUUUUGUUGACAUGUCUCUGAAUUGCUAUGAGUACA
Messenger RNA from Struthio camelus australis, 2142 nucleotides. Lineage: Eukaryota; Metazoa; Chordata; Aves; Struthioniformes; Struthionidae. The record is from RefSeq and is a predicted model, not a curated record.